ACCGUCAUGUGCCUGAACGGAAACCCACCCCGGCUGACAGCAGGUGCUAACUUUAGUCAACGUGAAGAAAAUGAGAUGUUUGCUUCGACAACAGGGAAGAAAACAGGUGUUAGUGCUGUAGCUGCAGUGAAAGUGAAGCUCUGACAGUUUUCAAGCUGCACUUCUGACUGCUGCCCUUCUCAAUGAGGUACAGAGGAGCUCAGAUCUGUCUCGGGGCUCGUGGCUCGUGCUGUCUGUCCCGGCUCUCUGUGUCUGGACGUCUUCCUGGCAGACUCGCUCUGGUCCGAACCUACAGUGCUCACCAUCAGCCUGGCCCGCCUCCUCCACCCACUAACCCCGCCCCUCCUGAUGGGAAGCGUGGAGCCGAGGUGGUGAAGGAGCGUGCCCUGGCUGCCUUACAGCGUGCAGGUGAAUUGGGGCAGCAGUGGGGUCAGAGGUCAGCUCAGACAGCCUCCGCCACCGUCAACUACUGGUGGGAGAGGUAUGAGGAGUUUGUCGGGCUCAACGAGGUCCGCGUGGCCCAGACCAAUGUCACUGAGGCGGAGGCAGCGUUCAUGGUGGCCAGAGGGAUGGUACGAGAGGCUCAUGUUAGCCUGGAGGCCCUGCAGGUCAGGUUGAAGGAGGUCAGAGACCGGCUGGACAGAGUCUCCAGGGAGGAGGCUCACUACCUGGAGCUGGCCACGCUGGAGCACAAACUGCUGCAGGAGGAGCGCCGUCUCCGGACAGCGUACGAGAACGCAGAGGGUUCGGAGAGGGAGAAAUUCGCCUUGUUCUCGGCGAGCGUCAGGGAGAGCCACGAGAAGGAGAGGACGAGAGCGGAGCGCACCAAGAACUGGUCCGUCAUCGGCUCGGUGCUCGGGGCCCUGAUCGGAGUCAUGGGAUCGACGUACAUCAACCGCGUCCGCCUGCAGGAGCUCAAGACUCUGCUGCUGGAAGCCCAGAAAGGUCCAGAGAGCCUGCAGGAGGCCCUCAUAGUCCAGGCUGGAAACCAUCGCUCCCAGCAGGACGAGCUCCGAAAGCUCAUCGACAACCUCAGGGUCGCUCUGAGUGACACCUUCACACAGAGGGACAUCGUCCUUCAGAAGAAGAAAGGUCUGACCUCAGACACACCCACUGUGCCUCUGUCAGCCUUAAAAGACCUCCACACCAGCAGCCAAAAGACCGAGUCCUUUCUGAAGUCCCUCACGCCACAGCUGGGACAGCUGGAGCAGGGAGUCGGUAGAGUUGAGGGUGAAUUGUCGACGGUGAGGAAGCUGCUGGAGACCAGACCACCGGCUGAACCACAGGCCGCUCAGCUGCAGUUAGCAAAACCAGAGAGUCCAGAGAGACCAGCGAUAGAGGCCCAGUGGGAGUCUGAGGCAGUGAUGAGGCAUCUGGAGGAGACCCAGAGGACCCUGGGAGCAAGACUGAGGACCAGUACUAUUUAUAACGCUGUGUUUACAUACACCGCCACCGCCAUCACCAUCUCCGCUGUCUACCUGCUGCUCAGAGGAACUGGUUAGACACGAUACCUCCAGUUUGAAUAUGUUGUUCACAUGCACUGUAACACUAUCAGUCAGAACUAAUAAUAAUACGUUAAUUACGUCAGAAUAGAACAUUUACUUGGUGGGCAGUAACUCAGCUUCAGUAAUAAACUGGUUACAGGUGUUGAUUUGGGCUUUUGAUCUGCUGCUGUUUAUUAAACUACUGAAUCAGAGAGCAACUUCGGUUGCUUCUCAAUGUUUUUAAUUCUGUGAUUCCAGCUAUGCUGCAUUUAGCUGACAGCACUCAGCAAUGUUAGUGUUUGUCAGUUACUGUCCAUCAUAGGUCUUUAUUUUCUAAAGUGUCAAACAUAAUCAGGUCCUUACUGAAUGAGACACUGGUACAGGAUAGACACCCUGUUGAUAUGAUGCCACAUGUCAUCAUAGAUGCUGUACAGUUAGUUAGGCUGCACUUAUUAAAAACUUUACAUCAUUUAAUAUAUAAAAUGUCAAAACUCUGUAAAUAAUUCCCUUCACAAUUUCCUAGAGCCCAAGAUUGAAUCUUAAAAUUCCAGGUCCAACAUUGCCAAAAUAAUAACCACCUGGGGCAAAAUUGAGUCAUGGGCCUCUAUUGACCAAUCAGUUUGUGGUAAUUUGGUAUAAGACUAAUGUAUUUAGGAAUAUGCAGCAUUUCAUUUAUGUCACAGGGCCCCUUAAAGACAGAUAAUAAUGCAGAACUCACCCAGUAUUGUAGCUUACCGGUGCAUAUUCCUCCAAAGAAAUUAAGUAUGAGGCCUUUGGCUCUCCACAGCAGUUGACCAACAGUCAGAAAUCCAAAAAAAUAUUUAAUUCAAAUUAAAAGAAUCUAAUCAAAUGUUAUAAUUAUUUGCCUAACAGCCACUUCCAGAUACACCUAUGACAGUCAGAACAUCAGUGGGUUGGAUUGAGACAUAAUUUAGCUUUAUCUGUUAUCUAUUUAUAACAUGAUCGGUUCAACUGAUGAUGACAAUGUUAAUAGGUAAAUGUAGCCAAGCUAGUCCAGUGCCAAGUGAGCCUUUUAACCUUAAAAAACUUAAUGUAACUCGAUUCAGCCCUGCCAGUAGAACCUCAAAGGGACCACAUCUUCUGUUCAUGGUCCCUCCUCUGGGAUUUAUUUCCUGUCUCCUCCAAGCUAAAACAGCACAGUAUUCAGACAACAGAUGCAUUGUGAGUGGAUUUGUUGCCAGACAUGGAGGGAGAACCCAUCAUGUGAUCAUUUAGAUUUUAUUGAUGGUUUAUCUCAUUUCACAGGAAAUGAAAUUGUGCACAGAUCAGUAGAAGCAAUAAUGAGAAUAAAGGAACUGUGACUUUUCAUUAAUGUCAGGCAGCAGUGUCAGUGAAUUGACAAUAAAAAGUUGACCAAUUAAAAUGUCUAUAAGGGCCCACAAAGAGCUCUGAGAUGGCCUUUACUUUCCUCACUGCAAUUUAAAAGAAAAAUAAAAUUCCCAAAUGUAACUACAUGAGAAAAUGUAGACUGUGUCUGCUGCGGUGGCAUUACUUUUUAAUCUCCUCCUGUACUUGAAUUUGUUGUUUGUUUCCUUGUUGAUGAUGAGCUGUUUGUCAUGUGGUUGACUGUGUGCACUGAGCUGGAUGAUGAUGUGUAUUAAACUGUUAUAUCGGA
This is a messenger RNA of Morone saxatilis (striped sea-bass), 3120 nucleotides long. It is a transcript of the gene ccdc51, whose product is annotated as coiled-coil domain containing 51. Bases 183 to 1502 code for a protein of 439 amino acids. The transcript is spliced from 7 exons. Lineage: Eukaryota; Metazoa; Chordata; Actinopteri; Moronidae. The record is from RefSeq and is a predicted model, not a curated record.